AAAAAAAGAGCCACUGCUUCUCUCCUCUGGUCUGGUCUCUUCUGUUCAUCCACCACCACAGAGACCCACCAAAUGUACCAAAUUCCUCACAGAAUUUCCAUCCGACCCACCACCACGUCUCUCCGCUAUCUUUUUCUUUCUAUCCCACAACGCUUUGCUGCAGCAUUGCCAGGAGAAAGUUGCCUCAAUUGAGACUUACCCCAUCCUUUUAACGCAUGAUAUAAUGCCACCACUUUCACUUCUGCACUGCAGUGUAGGACAGAAAUCCGUGGCGAGACCACGUCCUCCUCCAGGAAAAAACUUUCUCCCCCUGCAGUCAAUAGUUUGCAUGCACAACGUGCCCCGUAUUAAAUUGGAUUAAAGCCCGAUACAUACAUAUUCAAUUGUCAAUCUGGGAGGUUGUGCUUAUUUAAAUUUGGGGAAAGUUGUAUUUUUAGAAGGAGGAAAAAGAAGGAAAAAGUGUCCAUAUUUUGUUCGGGUGAAGAAGAUUUUGGGACAAGAAAUUGAACGAUUUUCUGUCUCCGUGACGAGCUUGUGGGAAGCGCCGGCAGCAGACGGAGGAGAAGAUGAUGCCUCUAAUUGUCGAGAGACCAGUUGGUUCGUCUCGUAAAUAGCGGUGGAACGUGGUACGGCUGGUUAGUUGAGCUUCUUGCCCUGUAAAAUUGAAAACCCACCUUAGAACAAAUUCGUCCCUUGGCUGUCCUCCUCCCCACGGAAUCGUCCUUCGGGCAGGAUGAUAAUCAUUUCACAGGCGGAUGGAAGAACAUUUUUUACCUUGUUUGUCGUCGUCUUUUCCUUGCCGAAAGAAUCUCUGCAAGGUCCCAACGAGCGGCGAUUAUUGAGUGAUUUAUUUGACAGAUAUAACUCGUUAGAACGACCCGUAGCGAACGAGUCUAGUCCACUCGUGCUCAAUUUUGGCUUAACUUUGAUGCAGAUAAUUGACUUGGAUGAGAAAAAUCAAAUACUUAUAACGAAUACGUGGCUCAAUUUGGAAUGGAACGAUGUGAAUUUAAGUUGGAAUGAAAGCGAUUACGGAAACAUGACGAAUUUACGCAUCCCGCCACACAGGAUUUGGAAACCGGAUGUGUUAAUGUACAACAGUGCCGACGAAAAGUUUGAUGGCACGUACCCAACGAACGUGGUGGUGAAAAGCGACGGAAAUUGUUCCUACAUCCCUCCAGGCAUUUUUAAGAGCACGUGCAAAAUCGACAUCACUUGGUUUCCCUUCGAUGAACAAAAGUGCGAGAUGAAAUUUGGCAGUUGGACUUAUGACGGGGCUCAGCUGGAUCUGCAACUGAUCUCGGAGGAUGGCGGAGACAUAAGUGGAUUCGUUAAGAAUGGAGAAUGGGAUUUGAAAGGUCUUCCAGCUACGCGAACUGCGCAAUAUUAUGACUGCUGUCCCAGCCCGUAUGUCGACAUUACGUUUGUCAUUCACAUCCAGAGAAGAACUCUCUACUACUUCUCAAACUUGAUUAUUCCAUGUGUAUUGAUCGCGUCCAUGGCCGUUCUUGGAUUUACACUGCCUCCAGACUCUGGUGAAAAAUUAUCUUUGGGUGUCACAAUCCUGCUUAGUUUAACCCUCUUCUUGAACAUGGUGGCUGAAACGAUGCCGGAAACUUCAGAUGCCGUCCCACUCUUGGGUACGUACUUUAAUUGCAUCAUGUUCAUGGUGGCGUCCUCCGUGGUGUCGACGGUUCUUGUCUUGAACUACCAUCACCGCGCGGCGGACACGCAUGAAAUGCCGGAAUGGAUUCGCGUCCUUUUGCUCCAAUGGCUCCCCUGGCUUUUGCGAAUGAGUCGACCAAACGACCGAAUCACGCUGAUGACAAUAGCUGCCUCUGCGCAGACGCGGGAUGAAAUGCGCGAGCUAGAGAUGAAAGACAUGUGCUCACAAAGUCUCAUGGCGAACGUGCUUGACAUGGACGACGAUUUGCGCCCUACUGCUGGUCAAUAUGCGACGCAAGGGUAUCGAUUUGGUGGUUCGCAACAUCGCGCCCCAUUUGCCGGAGAUCACUGUCCGUUUCUGGGGCGACGUGAAGUCUCCCAAAUCCUUAAAGAGAUCAGAAUUAUUACAAAGAAGCUUCGUGAGGACAAGGACGACCUGGUGUUGACGAACGAAUGGAAAUUUGCAGCGAUGGUGAUGGAUCGAGUCUGCCUCAUUGUGUUCACCCUCUUCACCAUUGUGGCCACAAUCGGUGUCUUAUGUUCUGCUCCCAGGCCACUCUUAUCUUGAAAGUUGGUCAACUUAAUUUACGACAACGUCUUCUCUGGAACUUACUUCUGAACAAGAAGAAUUUCGAAUAAUUUUCGUGACGGAAUUGUUCUUUCAAAAAAUGAGUUUAAAUAGGACUUAAAUAUGUAUGUAACCGUUUCAAUAAUACUGUGAAAAUUUGUUGGGAUUUCCACGUUUUAUGGUUAAGACCUGAUAAUUUACUAAAUGGUGCGAAAAAAUGCGGAAAAAAUGGCACAGAUUUAAAUACCGGUUUUUGAUGAAACCUGGCAAAAUUGUGGGGGUACAUACUCACGUCGACAUCUCAACCUAACUCAAAUAGCAAAAUAUUUGCGAAAAAAAUUGGGUAAAUUUUGCAAGGAAAAAUCAGACAUGGUUUUUAACCAGCAAGUUUUGCGAAAUUUAGCAAAUUUUGUGAAAAUUAUGGAGGUACUCACGUCGGCGAAUUAUUUUGCGUCGCAACUCCAUAAUCGCGAAAUAAAAACAUGCUGGGUCAAUUUUGCGAAUCAAAAUCGCACAUUAUUUUUAACAUGAAAGUUUUGUAACACCAUGCAAAUUUCGUAAAAUUUUUGGCAAAUAUGCCAAAUUUUCGAACAGGUUUAAGUGAGUACCCCCCAAUUUAUGAACAUCUGUGUCCAUGAAAAUGGCUUAAUUUUCGAGGGGAGAGUUUUACCUUAUAACUUUAGCCUUCUUCUAAUGCCUCAUUUAUACUGAUUAAAUUUAUAUUUUAGAAAAUUUAAAAAUUUUAGAAAAUUUAGUAAAUAAUUCAAAUGACAAGAAGCUUAUGUAUUUCAUACCGUUUGUAGCUUACAUAUGUAUGGAAAUUUAGAAAGGUAAAAAUCUUGUGAUAAAAAACAUUGGAAAAAAAUCUCAUGGAAAUUUAUUACGUACAAAGUUUACUUUGUAAUUGUGUGUGUUUGUCUUGCCGAUUCAUGAUUCAGGGUGUAAUUAUAAAUGAUUCAAUAUUAUGCAUAUGACAAGCAGGUAGAAACGAUAAGUACGUCCAAAAUUGGAUGGGUUUUUCGCAUACAUCAAUAAAGCUAGAAAAAUACUUAAUUUAAAUAUGCAAAUGCAACGUAAUUAAGUAACUCAAUCAAAAAUGCGAUUAUAAAUAUCUAAGUACUCCAGAUAAUGAAUUGUUGCGAAUACAUAAAGUGUAGAAAUUAAAUGUGAAAUUACGUAUGUUUGAUUUAUAUAAUAAAUAAUAAUGUUUUUCAAAA
This is a messenger RNA of Folsomia candida, 3450 nucleotides long. Its product is annotated as neuronal acetylcholine receptor subunit alpha-7. The record is from RefSeq and is a predicted model, not a curated record. The transcript has 18 exons. Gene Ontology annotation, biological process: regulation of membrane potential; signal transduction; nervous system process. NCBI's taxonomy places the organism in Eukaryota, Metazoa, Arthropoda, Collembola, Entomobryomorpha, Isotomidae. Gene Ontology annotation, cellular component: neuron projection; postsynaptic membrane; synapse. Gene Ontology annotation, molecular function: transmembrane signaling receptor activity; acetylcholine-gated monoatomic cation-selective channel activity. Bases 734 to 2233 code for a protein of 499 amino acids.